Molecule: messenger RNA, 4052 nt
Organism: Danio aesculapii
Lineage: Eukaryota; Metazoa; Chordata; Actinopteri; Cypriniformes; Danionidae
Gene: phf12b
Product: PHD finger protein 12b
Exons: 15
Coding region: 615-3422 (935 amino acids)
Biological process (GO): negative regulation of transcription by RNA polymerase II
Cellular component (GO): Sin3-type complex; nucleus
Molecular function (GO): transcription corepressor activity; protein binding
Source: RefSeq, a predicted model, not a curated record
GAGUCGAGUCAGAGGAGGGCAACGCCAGCAGUUAGCAUAGCUACUAGCAAUGGCUUUUCAUAACAACACCUCUGCUCUUCGCCGCUGUCAUCUGAACACCAUCUAUGAGUUUUUCCGCGCAUGAAGACAUAAUCGCCGACAAUCAACCCAGCGGACGUGCUUUGCGACAGAGAGCGCUUUUUUCGCCAGUAUGCGAUGGGGACAGACAGCUGUGGAUUUCUACACGCAUCUUUGCUGGCGGCGGCUGCUGAAGCGGAGGAUGCUGCUAGGCUAGCGAGCUAGGCCUUCACAUCCCAACAGAAAUCCUUCAAUACCGACCCAGACAGCAACUUGCAUUCAAAAAACGGGAACGAUAUUUGCACUUAAAUGAGAGUUUGAGCAUUUCUCCAGCUCUCGUUGUAUACCGGAGCUUCGGCGACCUGUGCGCUUUUGUUUGUUGAUAGCCGCUAGCUAGCCGAACAUCGAGCAGCGGAUCCGCUAUCUUGCUUGAUUAUCGAGCAGUUUAUUUUCUCCAGUACGGUUUUUAGGACAGCGGGUGAACCCCCCGAGUGGGUUCUGGGGAAAGCUAGGACGACUUCAGGGUUGUGUGUUCAUGAUACAGUUCGGCAGUGUGAAUGUGGGACAAAAUGGAGACCCCGAAGAUUCUGUACGAUUUGGACACGUCUGGGGGCCUAAUGGAGCAAAUUCAACAGCUCCUCGCACCUCCACGCUCCGAGGAUGGAGAAAAGAGACGCAAACCCGAGAGGGAAACUAGAAGAGGAGGCCGAGCCACGAAUCAUGACACCUGUGACAGCUGCCGUGAGGGAGGAGAUCUGCUCUGCUGUGAUCACUGUCCCGCUGCCUUUCACUUGCAGUGCUGUAAUCCACCUUUGAGCAGAGAGAUGUUGCCCCCUGGUGACUGGAUGUGUCAUCGCUGCAGUGUGCGCAAGAAGAAGCGUGAGCAGAAGGCGGAGCAUGUAAACGGAGCAUUGGAGCGGCAGUUAUCCAAACGGUCCUCUUCUCCUGCAGCAGAGCUGGAGCUUGGAACCCUGCGUCUAGACGGCCUGCCCUCAGCUGCAUCAGGAGGUCUCCGACUCGCUGUUGCACAGGUCCGUCUUCUGGAGCGUCGCACAAGCAGCCGUCCUGGAACACCCACUUCCAAUGCAUCCACUGAUACACCUACACCCUCAGAACACAAUGACGUGGAUGAGGACCUGAUGGAUGUUGAAGAGGAAGUGCAGGGCUCUGAAUCUGAGAGCGCCACACCUCGUCUGAAAAAACCCUUUCAGAUGCUGAUCGCUGCCGCAAUGGAGAGAAACCCCACACAGUUUCAGCUGCCCAGUGAGCUUACGUGCACCACUUCACUGCCAGGCAGCAGUAAGCGCCGAAGGAAAGAAGAGGCAAUAGGCAAGAAUAUGAAGAGACCACAACAUGAGCUGGAUCCCAGUGGGCUGGUCCCUCUGCCAGUGAAAGUGUGCUUCACCUGUGGCAAGAGCUGCAGGGUGGCUCCUCUGAUCCAGUGUGAUUACUGUGCGCUUCUCUUCCACAUGGACUGUCUGGACCCCCCUCUCACUGCCAUGCCCACUGGGAGAUGGAUGUGUCCCAACCACGUAGAACAUAUGGUGCUAAACCAAAAGAACGUGACCCUCAGCACGCGUUGCCAGGUCUUUGAUCAUUUCCAGGACCGAUUGUCACAACAUGCUGUCAAAGUGGACUUCCUGCGGUGGGUUCACCGCCAGCAUCAUCCCAACCGCAGGGGUGUUCGGCACAUCAAGAAGAAGACAUUGAAGGUCCCCAAUGCCAUUAAGAGUCACUACCAAAAUCCCCCUCUGCUGAUGGAUCAAGUAGGCAUUCGUAACGGUGAGCUGGUCCCAAACGGUUUCAUGGAACGAAAAUGUUCUUCAUCUACCCAACAUUUAACCAGUGAAGAGGAGCAAGAGGAGUGGCUUCGUCAUGUCAUUGCACUUCAGUGCAGUAUUAUGAAACAUUUAUCUGCUAAGCAGAUGUCAUCUUCAGAUCUAUCAGAUGCAAAGACGCAGGAGUGUAUGGAGACACAGGAGCUCAGCUCUCAGGACUCUGAUUGCUUGCAGAGCAGCAGUAAAAAAGUUGGCCCCCAGGGGGCUCUAGUGCUGCCCUCUAUUGCUCCCAAACAUCCUGAGAGCUGCAAUGAACAAUCUAGUCAGGGUGAUGCUGACAGUCCAACAGAGAAGGGCACAGGAGUGAAUGGGCCGGUGGCAUGUGAAGGUGACACCUGUACGACAGCUGAAACCUCACACAAGGCCAGCAGCCCCUCUAGACGACAGAAUCUUGAAGCAGCCCUGCCCAACCAUGUAGACAUAAAGACUGAGAGCAGCAGUCAUUUCAGCUCCUGUAUGCAGAGAGAUAGUCCAUCUACCAGCCUGCUAUCAGACUCGCCUGCCCGUCAUCACAGCUCAACUCUUGGGAACUCUUCCUCAGGGCUGAACAGCAGCUUGUCAUCUCAAUCUAAAGAGAACAAAGUGAGUCCUGACUUAAUGUCUACUGGAAAAGGCUCAACGCUCCCGUCUUCAAUAGGCAGCUUAUACAGCUACAUCAAGAAUGUGGUUCAAGGCGAUGCAGAAGUGGACAUGAAUAAGCUGGAUGAGGAGUUGAUCAGACUUCUGGCUUGGCAGAGGAUCCAGCAGCUGUUGUCUCCCAAAUCACUUCAAGCCUCGAGUAAAUGUGGGACUCCUCCAGCCGCCACUGCCUCUCUGUCCAAACCCUCUCCGCAUGCAGACGCACAAAAAAGGGACGUACAAGCUCGAGCAGUACUGUGUCCUUUAACAGGAAAGGGGGCAGCUAUCAACAUGUGCUAUAGAACUCUGUACAUAGGAACAGGUGCUGAAAUGGAUGUGUGCCUUACAAACUACGGUCAUUGCAAUUAUGUUUCUGGGAAACAUGCCUGCAUCUUUUAUGAUGAAAACACGAAGCAUUAUGAGCUUCUGAACUACAGUGAACAUGGGACAACUGUAGAUAAUGUGCUUUACUCGUGUGACUUCUCCGACAAACCAAACAUCACGUCACCUAGUGCACUCGCAUCCAAAGUACAAAACAGCAUCAGAGGCAACAAGUCAAGGAAGCCGCUUGGAGAGGUGUCUGCAGAGCCUGUGCUGGUACCCACAGAUAGCAUGAUGAGCAGCCUGGCUCAAGGAGGACCCAAAAACCCUUGCAACUGUAAAGCCAGCAGCUCAAGCCUGAUAGGGGGCAGCGGAGCCGGCUGGGAGGGCACAGCUUUGCUUCACCACAGCAGCUGCAUCAAAGUGGGAUGCUUGCAGUUCCUAUUCAGCAUAGCGGAGUUUGCUGGGAGCCAACCCAAAAAAGAGGAUACGUCCAGCACCGUUAGCCAAGAAGAGACUCAAGUGGUUGACGUACAAACUCCUAAACUCCACCAAAUGCCAGUGCUACAGUCUAAGUCUGUAUCAUAGCCCAUUCUCUUUUAUAUAUAUUAAAAAAACUACUAUGGACUGCAAGUUUGGAAUAGAACAUCUUUGAUAAAGCGGUUAUUUCAUCCGUUCGUACUGAGGUAUUUUGGAGGAUGGGUGUUAUGGACAAAGUGUUUGCACAUUACAUUUCUAUCAUUUUUUUAUGCAAAACCCUUUUGACUGAGGAGCAGAUGAUCGUCCUAUAAACCUCACUUGUCGACACCACACCCUGUAUAUUUUGUGUCGGUACAAGGGGUUUUUAUGUACUCUUUUGAACAAUAUAUUUACUCCAAAAUAUUUUAUUUUGUUAUAAAAAUGUAUUGUUCUUUUUUCUGCAGAUUUUUGCACACUAGGUAACUAUAUGCAGAAGUGCAUACAUGUGCAAAUACCAUCGUAGGAUUUAUUAGCGGAAUCAUCGAGCAUUCUGGUUUUCCUCUGGAACUGUCCAUUUCUCUGUAGUGUUAGAGCCUCUACAGCCUUAGUUGUGAAGUUCAUUUGUGUAUAAAGCUAGUCGUUUAACUAAAUUGUCUCUUUUUGGUCAUGUACAUGUGACUAAAGUGUCAUUUUGUCAGCAAGAAAAUGUCUGACAUGUAUGUCAUUACAUUGUAAAUAUAUAAAGAUUUUUAAAUAACA